Molecule: messenger RNA, 2333 nt
Organism: Solea senegalensis (Senegalese sole)
Lineage: Eukaryota; Metazoa; Chordata; Actinopteri; Pleuronectiformes; Soleidae
Product: protein only RNase P catalytic subunit
Exons: 10
Coding region: 391-2247 (618 amino acids)
Biological process (GO): tRNA 5'-leader removal; mitochondrial tRNA 5'-end processing
Cellular component (GO): mitochondrion; mitochondrial ribonuclease P complex
Molecular function (GO): protein binding; ribonuclease P activity
Source: RefSeq, a predicted model, not a curated record
AACGGAGCUGUCGAUCUUUGAUGACGUUGACGUGUGCGACUAAAAUCAUGCAUAUGAUUGUGUGUGUGACAAAAAGCUACUGUAGAAAGAACGAAGCCGGGUUAAUUGUUCAGUUUGGACAUCGAUAAUAAAAGUGAGUCCGCUCUAAAUAUAUAUUAAUGUCUAUAGAGCCAAAUAAUAUGAUGUUAUUUGCGUGACUGUUGGACUUUCGAAACAAAACAACAAGGUUAUCUGGUUAGUCUCAUUUGCAAUUUAUAGAGUCAUGUAACUUAUAGUAUACGCAGUCUUAUGGUGAGUUGUUUGGGAUCCUGUAGUUAGUAGGUGAGAUGUAGGAUAACGUGAAGAAUAAAAUAUUAAAGUUCUGAUUAGAAGUUAGUUAAACUAUAAAACAUGGGUCUCAACUUCUUAUCUAAAGUCCUAAUAUGCUUGAGACCCCGACAAUCUUUUCUGAAUGAGUUAAAGUCAUCGCAGCUUCUUCCCACGUCACGCUUUCUGAGCUCCAGAGACUCAAACUCCAACUCAGGGGGCAGACAAAAUACUGCCGGACAAAACAGGGAUGGACACAGAGGAAUGAAAUAUAACAUCACCAGACAAAGACAGGGGACAUUAUGGGAAGACUCACUGGAUAGAGGAGAUAAUGGCUUCACUGGGAAACGGAAACAGUCCCUCCCCAAAUCUGUGUUUUCUGCUGGGACAGCGAAAAGGACAGCAGAGAUGUUGAAGAAGAAAACAGCUCUGGCUGCUGAGGAUGAACAGGAGCCUGAGAAGGAGCUUGACAUGAAAGCAACUAGACGAGCAGGAAAGCUGCAGCCUCCUGAUCGACCACUUACCAUCGCCGAGUGGAGGAAGCUGAAGGAGUCUGUGGGAAAUCUGCCACGCUUUGACAUCAAGAUGAUUUGUGCACUGUUUUCCUCUGGAUCAGAGCUGGGGAUUGCCAAGUCUCUGCUGACAUUUGUUGCCGUGGAAACGGGAACUCUGUCCUAUGAGCUGUUAUUACGGUACCUCACGCUGUGUGUGCAUGGCGGUCAUGAUGCUGAGGUGUUUGAUGUCUAUGGAAUCAUGCGAGGUCGUUUCUCUACACUGGACACAGGAGCGUCGAGCCUCUUCAUCAAGUCCUUCAGCCGCACAGCGAGGUGGAGAGAGGCUGUCAACAUCCUGCAUGAGAUGAAGGUCGUCACCCCAUCGCCACGCAACUAUGGCGAUGUCAUUGCAGCAGCCAUGUUACACGGCGACAUGAUGACUGCCUGGGCUCUUUAUGAUGAAUUAAUUGAAAAUGGACUGAGUCCACAACAGGAUACCUGGGAGACUCUGUUUAAAGGAGUGAAGAGGACUACAGAGGUGGAAGCAGACAACAUCUCUCACUCUGAAUAUGAGGAGAGGCUGCGGGGGAUUCUGAGCGGCAUGAGGAACAACCAGAUCUACCCGCAGUACAACCUCGUCAGCAGCAUCAAGUCCUGGUUUGAGAGUCUCCCAGGACAGAAAUGGACAGGAAACUGGACCAGUGCCACCCCGAAGGGUCUGUGUAGGUGUUGCGGGUCGGAGUUGGAGUCCAUUCAGCUCACCGCUGAUGAAUACCAAGAAAUCAAAGACAGAGUGAUGACGGACAUCAUUCAGGGACGAGAUGUUUUUAACAAGACUACACCAGAGGAGCUGGAGCAUUUCAAAGAGUUUGUGAAGAGGAGACCGUCUUUUGAUGUGGUCGUGGACGGACUGAAUGUAGCGAACGCCAACAAGGACAAGAGCAAGCAGUCAGCGACGUUGUUGGCAGUGGUGUCAGAGCUGGAACGUCAGGGUCUGACCGUGCUCGUGCUGGGGAGGAAACACAUGCUGCGGCCCUCAAAAUCCUGGGAGAGGCACAACAUGAAUCUUAUCCAACUAAAAGCCCAUUGCUUCUUCACUGACAACAUUUCAGAGGAUGACCCCUUCUUGCUGUACGCCACUUUGCAGUCUGGGAAUCACUGUCGGUUCGUGAGUAGGGACCUGAUGAGGGACCACAAAGCCUGUCUGCCCGACGGAGCCACGAGACGGCUCUUCUUCAAGUGGCAGAGAGGACACCAGCUGGUGGUGGAUGGACAGGUUGCAGCAGGAAGGAUGGUCCGAUUUCAGAGUGUUCCCAGCUAUGACACCAUUGUCCAGACUUCAGGAGACUCGUGGCACAUUCCCUAUGAUAACACAGAGGACAGGACCACCUACGAAGUGCCACAGCAAUGGCUUUGCCUCAUCCGAGGCUCCAACAGCACACAGUGAUUUCACAGCACAGCAUUUUGGUGUCUGUGAACGAUAUGGUUUGAAUGUAACGGUGGACCUCUAAAUAAAAUAUAUACUACUCUGCA